CGUGAAAUAUCUUUGCAUUUAAAACUGAUGUUUAAUCAAUGAUCUGAUAUAAAAAAAUCCGCCAACUUGUGUUUUGAUCUUCAUUUUAAAUUUCCCGUGUGCUCAGGCGGUUGAUCAACAAUGAAGACAGAUAUGAGAAAAAACUACAAGUCUUCGUGGCCUAAAUUAAUCGCUCGAAAAUGGCUGAAUAUACCGAGUGGAGCUGACGAAUUUCAGUCCGACUACGACAUGAACGACGAAACUGAUCUAAAGAGUUGCUCUGACCAGGAAAAUUUCUCAGAAGGCUGGUCAACGGAAACUGCCAGCGAGAUUAGACCGUCGAGAAGUAUGCCGGAGCCACCACCUGUCACCGGUUCACUCAACCUCAGGAUGUUUGUAGGGACAUGGAAUGUCGGAGGAAAGUCUCCACACGAGGGUUUGAACAUAAGUGAUUGGCUAGGCUCGGCUGAUAUCUACGUUCUUGGGUUCCAGGAAAUCGUUCGGCUAAAUGCCAGCAACGUGCUUGGAGCCGAGGACAACGAACCGGCUGCCAAAUGGCUUUCCCUUAUUCGUGAAGCUUUGAAUUCCGACCAAAGUGACCAAGAACUUGCUCAACGUGAUAGCAAUGCCACUGAAGAAAGCAGUCCAUCCUUGCUGCACCUUGAGCAGCAAGCAAUCCCGAAGCCUAGGAUCAGUUUUAGUGAUCUACUCUCAAUUGAAGAUGAACUUGGACAAGAGAAUUUCGAAAGAUUGCUAAGUUUCAAUUCUGAUUCGGUCGAGGAAGGCUCUCCUAGCCCGACCUACAUGUCUGGCAGUCUGACCCGGCAACGCUUCUGCCUAGCUGCCAGCAAGCAAAUGGUAGGGCUUUUCUUGUGCGUAUGGGUUCGAUCCGAUCUUUACAAGCAUAUCAGCAAUCUGAAAGUCUCAUGUGUUGGCCGUGGCAUCAUGGGAUAUCUUGGAAACAAGGGUUCGAUAUCCAUUAGCAUGACGUUGCACCAAACGACAUUUUGCUUCGUUUGUACCCACCUGACUUCCGGGGAGAAAAAAGGGGAUGAGAUCCGAAGAAAUUCUGAUGUUGCGGAAGUAUUAAAGAGAACAAGAUUUUGUCAUUCUUUUAGAGAUAUUGGUCGGCCAUUCCCCCCACGGAGCAUUUUAGAUCAUGAUAAGGUUAUUUGGUUAGGGGAUUUGAACUAUCGGCUCGCUCCUGGUUGUGCUGAUACACUUGAUUUACUGAACAACAAUGACUGGCAAGCGCUUCUAGAGAAGGAUCAGCUAAGGGUCGAACAAAGGGCGGGUCGGGUGUUUUCCGGAUGGGAAGAAGGCAAGAUAUACUUCGCUCCGACUUACAAAUAUCUCGCCGACUCUGACGACUAUGUCGUCCAAACAUAUAACUCGAAAGAAAAACGACGAAUCCCCGCCUGGUGCGAUAGGAUCCUAUGGAUAGGUGAGGGACUUAAGCAGGUUUGGUACUCGAGAGGAGAGUGUAGGUUCUCGGAUCAUAGACCGGUUUAUUCUCUCUUCUCGGUCGAAAUGGACUUAUCAAACAAGCAAAUACCUACUACUAGAUCAUGCCCUCCGAGGUUUUCGUCAAAAUCUGCCUUGACUUCAGCUUGUGGGGGAAAGGUCCAAGCUGAGGAGCUGUUGGUAGUUCCCAGAGCACAAAGCUCUGCAUAAAGACAACUAAAAUUCGAAGUUACAGCUGAUUCCCAGACCAUAAAUACUGAUAUGCUCGUGGUGGACUAACGUGACACUUGUGUUGUCGACGACGACGACCUCGAAGUGAUGAUGGACAGCAGAUGCAUUUCCCGGGUCCAUGAAAUAAAGUGGGUUUGGCGGUCAUUCCUGAUAUUUUUGAGAAAGCAAUGAUCUCAAUGUAAAUAUGUGCACAAACAGAUAAAGCAGCAGCCAGAAGGGGGUUUGAAGCCCAUGCUUGUUUUUUGUUCAACUGGAAGAGGGUUUUUUUCAGAUUUGUUUUUGUUUCAUUUGUAUAACAGAUGAGAGUACUUGGAUUAAAGUGAAAAAUGUAAAUGAAAAAAAGUAAACGUGUUCGCAGAGAAAGAACUUUGAUUAACAAUGU
Molecule: messenger RNA, 2056 nt
Organism: Hibiscus syriacus
Lineage: Eukaryota; Viridiplantae; Streptophyta; Magnoliopsida; Malvales; Malvaceae
Product: type I inositol polyphosphate 5-phosphatase 8-like
Exons: 10
Coding region: 121-1653 (510 amino acids)
Biological process (GO): phosphatidylinositol dephosphorylation
Molecular function (GO): inositol-polyphosphate 5-phosphatase activity; phosphatidylinositol-3,4,5-trisphosphate 5-phosphatase activity; phosphatidylinositol-4,5-bisphosphate 5-phosphatase activity
Source: RefSeq, a predicted model, not a curated record